UAAGCAAAGCAGAUAUUUCUUUAUAUCUGCUAUAUAAUAUAAGUCAUCCUUUACAACGAGAAUUUCAGAAUGAGAAUGUCUCAUAACAACAUCUCAUCAAGCAUCCAAAUAAUAAUAACAUGCAUUCUUUUACACUCUCCUACAAUCUUCAUUACAAGUAAUUAAAGUGGUGCCAGUAGUAAUUCUGUUUAACUCCGCAUUGCUUAUUAUCCAACUACUUCCUUACAUUCAAUCUAACCUACCAAUCCAAACAACCAACUACUAAGAACUUGUUCUAGUUUCUGUAAAAGGAAACACAAUGUCAUCAUCUUCAUCUUCAUCGUCGUCAAUGCCAGUGUAUCAACAACAGCCUCCUCCGUUUACAGUGACACAACCAUCCUACCAUGGUGCAUCACAACAUGACUCCAUUGGUCCUCUCAUUGGAGUUCUCGUAGUGAUAAUUGUGUUGGGUAUAAUUGCAGUAAUGAUUGGAAGGCUAUGCUCAGGAAGAAGAAUCAUGGGUCAUGGCCAAUAUGAUAUAGAAAGCUGGGCAGAGAAAAAAUGUUCUACUUGUAUUGAUGGCAGAAUUAACCAUUCAAUACCUAUGAGAGUAAAUGAAACUAGCACCACUUCACUUCCUGCAACACCUAUCAAUACUCAGCAAGAAACUAGACAAGAAGAACAAUCUUCUCAGAACUCUCCACCUAACACUUGAUUUAGUUUCUUUGUGCUACUUGAAGUAUGGCUAGUUUUUGUGUUACUCGAAGCAUGGCUGAUGUCUGAUACAAGUCAAUGUCCAACGUUGAUACGGCACUGAUUCAUAUAGUUACAUUCAAUGAAUUCAUCUUCCGAAAUUAUUAUCUGUGUCAACGGGUUUGUGUCAAUGAUUCUCAGCCAGUAACAAAAUCAUAUCUCAUUUUUGUAUUUUGCUACUAUGUUAUUUGUUUUCUUUUUAUUUUCCUAAUCUAAUUGAAUCAUCCUUAUGAAGUUAUCAUCAAAGUCUAGUUUGGCCUA
Messenger RNA from Medicago truncatula (barrel medic), 993 nucleotides. RefSeq lists its product as uncharacterized. The coding region runs from base 299 to 694 and encodes 131 amino acids. Lineage: Eukaryota; Viridiplantae; Streptophyta; Magnoliopsida; Fabales; Fabaceae. The transcript has a single exon. The record is from RefSeq and is a predicted model, not a curated record.